GCAAAUUCAUCCAAAAAAAAUAAAAUGGCUGACCAGCAAACAACAAACCGAGCCGCUCCCCCAUUUCGCCGAUCUCGUUCCUUUUGCCUUCCACUGUUGAACAACACUUCAGAGUUCAGAAGAAGCGCCCAGAAAUGGCGGCGAUUUACAAUCUCUACAUCAUCAACAAAUCCGGCGGCUUGAUUUUGUACAAGGACUACGGGUCGGCUGGAAGGAUGGAUACGAACGAUAGCCUGAGAGUGGCCAGCUUGUGGCAUUCGAUGCACGCCAUCUCUCAGCAGUUGUCCCCUGUUCUUGGCUGCGCGGGGAUCGACCUCCUUGAAGCCGAUAACUUUGAUCUCCAUUGCUUCCAGUCACUUACAGGAACCAAGUUCUUUGUGGUAUGUGAGCCUGGAACGCUGCACAUGGAGAAUCUGUUGAAAUACAUGUAUGAAUUGUAUGCAGAUUAUGUGUUGAAGAACCCUUUCUAUGAGAUGGAGAUGCCGAUUAGAUGCGAGCUCUUUGAGAUCAGUCUCUCUCAGGCUAUACAGAAGGAUCGUGUUGCUCUGCUGGGUAGAUAGAUAGAUGAUAGAUUGUGUUGAUCUCAUUCAGCAACUUCUAGCUCUGUAUGUUUUUCUUUUUCAAGUGAUUGCUUAACGUACUGUGUUCUUGAUCUUAUGCAAUUGGGAUCUGUGUUUUCUUAUACUUUGCAUUGUAUUCCGAGCAACUCUCUAUUUCUUUCCUCGUCUCCUGAAGUGCCAAAUAGAGAAUAUUAAGAAUCAUUCUCUUGUUAUCUAUCUUCCUCUGAAGCCCUCUUCACAUACAAACCUAUUGUCUCUGAUUACAAGUUCAUCUGGACGGACUCUUGGUACAGAAGCCUUGUUUCUAUCCUCUGUCCAGUAUGGAUAUCUCUAAAAUCCUCUCCACCCAGAAAUGCACAAAGAACGACAACAACAAUAACUAUAAAAAUAAAAUAAAAAAGAACACCCUGUACAUUCUGCAACGAUACCCAUUUCCCUAAAACUCCCAUCAAAACCAACUUGAAUGAACAAUAAAACUGGACUCAAGCAAAAAGUGGGGAGGCAGAAGGUCUAGGAUAAGAGGGUCGUACUUCACGGUUCUCUUUAUCAUCAGAUUCCUGCUGCUGCUGCUGGUGCUCUAGGCCACCUUUCUUCUUGGACUCUUGCACCUGUUCAAGGACCGUGACCACCUCAUCCAUGUUUGGCCUGAACCUUGGUUCCAUGGCUAAGCACUGAAGGGCGAGGUUGGCCACUUUUUGAGCUCGAGGGAGAGCAUACUGGCCCUCUAGACGUGCAUCCAUUAUUCGGAGGACCCGUCGUUUGUUUAUCAAGUAAGGUCUGGCCCAUUCAACCAGAUUGUGUUGCCCAGAAGGCCGGUUUUUGUCUAUGGCUCUCCGGCCAGACAGCAUCUCCAGAAGUACAACUCCAAAACUGUAGAUGUCGCUCUUUGCUGUCAGAUGACCUGGCAUCAAUACAGAUCAUAGAGCAAAGAUUAGAUAUAUUAAUUGGCGAGUACACUUAAGGGGUUUGGUUGGAUGUCAUAAGGUUCACUCUAAUUCUCCGUGCACCUCUUUUCCCUAUUUUUUUGUCCCGUCAUUUUUUUCGCGACUUUCUUCCCCUAGCUCUGAUCUCCCUGCGUAGUUUGACUGGAGGCUGACCAAGUUUGGCCUCACAUGCAAUCUUCAUCGUCCCCGCAGAUAUCUCACGUUCCGAGACUUCAGCCUUAGAAAAUUCAACCAAGCUCCAGUGGUAGAUUGGUGGAGGAGCACGCUGUGUCCACCGUGAUUGCAGCAGCCGGAGAUGCGUCAGGAAAGUAUAGAGGAUUCUCCCGUUUCUUUCCCUUUCAUCCCCGCCGACGAUUCCCUGGUGGCUGCCCAAGUUGGACCGGCAAAGCGAACGUAUUCCUCCCAUCUUUCAUUGCAUUGCAGGGCUCUAUCUAUGAUUCUCUAGUCUACGAAAUCAAAGUGACUUCAAGAGAACCCAAUUAUUUAGGCCCUCAUUUUUCCUGAUUAUUCACGCGCGGUUGUUUCCCUGGCAGAUGGCUAAGUUGUUUACUGGCGAAUUCUCCGAGAGAACUCUGGAUCUCCGAUUCACCUUCUAGAUCCAUGAGAAAUAAACCCAUCCACAUUCCGUGACGUACCCUAAUCAAACGGUGCUAUGAAAGAGGUUAUGGGUUGUAGUUGAUAUACACACCUAAAAACCAUAUUUAGUAAAAUAUGGUAUGUCAAAGUUACGUAUAAAAUACAUACGGAUGUUUUAC
Messenger RNA from Linum trigynum, 2259 nucleotides. The record is from the annotation of a GenBank genome assembly. Lineage: Eukaryota; Viridiplantae; Streptophyta; Magnoliopsida; Malpighiales; Linaceae.